Thelazia callipaeda (thelaziosis nematode) is the source of this 2292-nucleotide messenger RNA. The record is from the annotation of a GenBank genome assembly. NCBI's taxonomy places the organism in Eukaryota, Metazoa, Nematoda, Chromadorea, Rhabditida, Thelaziidae.
AUGUCACUCAGAAGCACAAACACUCGAAUUCAUGGUUUAGCUGAAACGGAAGAGAACACCGAACUUCUGCGGGUCAGAGUUGUGAAAGCAGAACGUUUAUUAAAAAGGGAUAUGUUUGGUAUUUGUGAUCCAUAUGCUGUGGUUUCGUUGAAGCGUAAUGGAAACGUCGUUAUUGAAAAAGUGCAUACUAAAACACGACGCAAAACCUGUGCUCCAGUGUGGAAUGAAGAAUUUAUUUUUCGAGUGGUUCGUAAAGAUUGUAACUUGGUUAUCCAAGUCUUUGAUGAAAAACGCAUCACACGUGACAAUUUCCUUGGAAUGGUAGACAUUAAUUUACAUCAAGUGCACAUCCCUUAUGAGCAGGUUGGAAUUUCAGUAUCAGAAGCGUCAUAUAUUUUGAAUCCCCAUUCUCAUCGCCCCAACGCUUCAGUUCAAGGUUGUAUAUGGCUUUCACUUUCAUACAUCAUCAAUCCUAUGAAGAGCUCUAAUGAUUACGUUGGUUUUUGGGAGUGUCUCACCAAUCAUCAUAAUUCAACUUAUUCUCUUCCUGAAGAACUAAUAACUGAAAUAGCAAAAAGAAUUGUCAAGAAAAAAAAUCUUCAAGGUUGGGAAGAGCGACAAGAUGCUAAUGGUCGAAUAUUUUACGUUAAUCAUAUAUCGAGAACAACACAAUGGAUGCGCCCUAUAAGAAGCAAUGUAGAUGAAUCAUCAGAGCAUGAUGACGCUAUGCGUAGAAACUAUGAAAGUCGUUGGCAAGGUUCUAGCGAAGAACAUGUUCAGGACAGUAUCGCUAGUUUGGAAGCGAGGUUACGAGUAAAUUUUGAGUCUGGUGAUUGUGUUGAUCCAAAUGAUGGUAAAGGGCCAUUACCGCAAGGUUGGGAUAUGCAGGUUGCACCAAAUGGACGAAUAUUUUUCAUCGAUCAUAUUCAUAAAACAACAACUUGGACUGAUCCAAGAGAUGGAGAUGCACCUGCUACUUCCAUUGUAAAAGAAAUUGUAAGAGACGAACUCGGUGAUUUGCCUGCUGGUUGGGAGCAGCGAGUUCACACUGAUGGUCGAGUAUUUUAUAUUGAUCACAAUACUCGACGAACGCAAUGGGAGGAUCCAAGAUUUGAGAAUACAAAUUUCGCUGGUCCAGCUGUCCCGUAUUCGCGUGAUUAUAAAUGUAAAUAUGAGUAUCUGAGAUCAAAUCUUCCUAAAGCAUCUGUUAGCACAAAGUGUGAAAUCACUGUUCGACGACAUCGAUUAUUCGAAGAUUCUUUUAGACAAGUAAUGAAGUUCUUACCUGCUCAGUUGCGUUCCAAACUUUGGGUUGAUUUUGAGAGUGAAAGAGGCUUGGAUUAUGGUGGUGUUGCUCGCGAGUGGUUUUAUCUACUUUCUCAUGACAUUUUUAGCCCUUAUUAUGGGUUGUUCGAAUAUUCAGCAACUGAUAAUUAUACACUGCAAAUAAACCCGCAUUCAGAAACAUGUAAUCCGGAACACCUUUCUUAUUUUCAUUUUAUUGGUCGAAUUAUUGGCAUUGCUAUUUAUCACGGGAAACUUUUAGAUGCAUUUUUUAUUCGGCCAUUUUAUAAAAUGAUGUUGGGUAAACCAAUCACUUUAAAUGAUAUGCAGUCUGUAGACAGCGCGUAUUUCAAUUCAUUAGUUUAUAUCAAAGAGAAUGAUCCUGAAGAUCUUGGCUUAUAUUUUGCAGUAGAUGAAGACGUUUUUGGACAGGUCAAUACUGUUGAACUUAGAGAAGGUGGAGCAGAAAUAAGAGUAACUGAAGCUAAUAAGGACGAAUAUAUUGCUCUGAUAAUUAAGUGGCGUUUUGUUAGUCGUGUUGAAUACCAAAUGAAAGCACUGAUGAAAGGUGUUCAUGAGAUGAUACCGCCGAAUUUGUUAUCAAUUUUUGACCCAAAUGAACUUGAGUUACUCGUAUGUGGCUUGCAAAAAAUCGAUGUUAAGGAUUGGAAAGACAAUACUUUAUACAAAAAUGGUUACUCGCCAUGUCAUCCGGUAAUUCAGAACUUUUGGAAAUGUUUGCUGGCAUUUGAUAAUGAAAUGCGUGCGCGACUGCUUCAAUUUGUCACAGGUACCUCACGCGUCCCAAUGAAUGGCUUCCGGGAAUUAUAUGGAUCAAAUGGACCUCAUAAGUUUACAAUUGAACGGUGGGGUAGUGUAGACAUGCUUCCACGAGCACAUACUUGUUUCAAUCGCAUUGAUUUGCCGCCGUACACGAGUUUCCAUGAAAUGAAAGAACGGUUGACAACAGCUAUCGAAAACUCGGAGAUCUUUGCUGGUGUUGACUGA